GUGUCCACUGACAUGAGGUUACCUAUCAACUUCACUGAGGACAUCUACAGUUACGAUGUUGACGAUGAUUGUUACUUCAAUUACACAGAUUAUGAUGACAAUGCCCAACCUCGUUCAUGGAGCUGUUUCUACUGGGAUGAGCUGAUCCCAACUUUGGUGGUGUAUGGCUUCACGUUUAUCCUGGGAGUUGUCGGCAACACCCUGAUUGUGUUCACCAUCUGCCGGUACCGUCGCAUGAAGAGCACGACCAACGUGUUCCUGGCCAGUCUUGCCUCCGCCGACCUCCUGCUCAUCCUUAUCUGCAUUCCUGUCAAGGUGGCCAAGCUGUUCUCCUACACUUGGACUAUGGGGGUGUUGUUGUGUAAGCUUGUCCACUACAUGCAGAACGUGUCGGCCAUCUGCUCCGUGCUGACUCUGACUGCCAUCAGCGUGGAGAGGUAUUACGCGAUUGUCCACCCGAUGAAGGCUAAGUACAUAUGUACAAUCAGCCAGGCUAAGAAAAUAAUACUAGCAACUUGGGUGGCUUCCGUCAUCUUAGCAUUGCCUAAUCUUGUCAUUCAGGUCCACAUGGCCGUGGGGAUCAGAUUCAACCUGUUCUACUGCACUUUGGACUUUGACAACAGACCUCUCCUGCAACUGUACGAGCUCUACAUGUUGUGUCUCAUACUCGUCAUCCCCACCAGUGUGAUGGUCAUCACGUACACCGCCAUCUGCUGGGAGAUAUGGCAAGUCAUGCAGGAACGUCAUCGUAUGGUUAGUGGCAGAGCGACACAUAUGUUUGAGAGCAUUCCUCUGACCAAACGAGAAAGUGGUGGAUUCAAAAGUCCAGAUAAGAACAGUGAGGACCGCAGCAGCAAUGUUAGACAGGUGAUCAAGAUGCUGGUGCUGAUAGUGGUGAUAUUCGUGGUGUGCUGGGGUCCCAUCGUGGUGAUGGAUGUACUGACAGCAUACCACGUGAUAGAGGAGCACUCUGCGGGAAUCGCAAAACAUGCCCGAACAACCUUCCAUCUACUUGCAUAUUUUAAUAGCUGCAUAAAUCCCCUGGUGUACGGAUUCAUGUCGAAACACUUCCGUGAGAGCUUCCAGAAGGUGAUGUGUCGCCUGUGCCGAGGACCACCACAACGUCAGUUGUCGGUAUCCCAGAGUCGGGCCACUUCGGUCCGAUUCAAGGAGCGGUCUUCCGUGUUGACGCAGCUCACUACACCAGUUCAUCACGGAGUCUAGAGGAUAAUCCUCGAGAUGUAUUCCAGAGUAAAAUUCUUCUAUACAGUUCAAGGAACAACGAAGGAACGUCUAUCGGCAGUACGUGUUCAACAGUAGUCGUCCGUCAUGACUCAAAUUGCUACGAAAGAAAACCAUUUCCCAAUCUCUUAGACAUUUUCCAAUGUGAUUCUUUCACGUGGGUUUAUAUUUUUGUGGAAUUCGUGAUAAUUAAGAUUCGACGUGAAAAUUCUCCAGUAGUACCUCUCCUGGAAAGAUCCAUAUUGACACACUUCAGUACUAGGGUCCACUACUGCCUGAACACUUACUUUGGACAUAUUUCAGAUGUUAAUGAUAAUCAUAUAAAUGAUCUUACACAUUAUUGAUUGUCCGAGUUAGAUUACUUCCUCACUGCAAUUCGGGAACAGUCGUCCAUUCUCACCCAACUCUUCACAUCAGUUCCCUAAUGACAAUCACUUGAGUAUCUUAAUGAGUGUCAUAUGCAAGGUCUCGUAAACAUCUCCUAGACGUCCGUGGUGUGACUUGGAUAUGGUAGGUCUAUUCACAUUACUCGAGAAGUAACGUGUUGAUAUAGACUUGCACAACAAUGGCCUAAAUAAAAAUGCUUCAUCAGCAUUCUUAAGUGAUUUAUAAUCUUAUCUUCAUGAAUGACUUUGUGUCAGUCUACAACCCAUACGGAAGUUCGUUACUAAAAUCUCUUUUACAAGUGUUAAUUGUCAUCGUAACAAAACCGUAACUUGUGCAUGUCCAAAUAAAGAUUAUUUAACAGAAUCGUGUAAGGGCAUUUAUAUGAAAACUGGUAUGAUGAUUGCUAUUGUUACUCAGUAAAAGAUAGAAUAUUUCGUUAUAUGGUGCUUGAGAGCAGUGUGGUAUAUAUUUUUGAACAAUUUACAAUCGUAUUUGUAAGAUUCUUUCGAUGUCGUGCUGUUCUUAUGUUAUUAUGUUUUGUAUGUGUUUUGUAAGAAAAAUAACUGGCGUAUUUAAAUACCAAAAGUUUAUUAAUCUUUUAAGCAAUGAGAUAUACUUAUAUCUAGGUUUGAACUUCACUUAACAGUGAAAUUAUCUACCUUAUAUUUUUGAAGGAAAAUAUUACAAGAAGUAUUUUUCAUACUCAAACUUUAAUAUCAUUCUAAUAUCAGUGUGUUUAUGUAAAAAGAUAUUAGCUACAAAGAUAAUUCUAUGUUAAUUUUUAUGAAGUAAAAAUGUUAUUCUUCAUUUUUGCAGAAAAUACAUAAAGAAUAGCAAAAAAAUAUGUAUAGUAUCUUUUAUUGAGUAAAAAUUAAAAGUCAAAUGUUUUACUUAAAUUUUUACGAUUUUACGUUUUUAAAAGUUACUUGUGUAUUUAUAGUUAACUUGUACAAACAACGUUCCAUUUUCAACUUGUUCUCGUUUAAUUAAUUAACAAUGUAAAAUCUAAAGUGGUUGUGGCGCGUUCUUAGCAAUAGAAUUAUUAUCAUUGUCUCUUGAGUUUGUUCCACAAAGAUUACAGCAUAGAAGGCAACCUAUUUUAUGAGACAUUAUCAAAUUUUACGGUGUUACUAUUACUUAAAAUGUAAUAGACGUAUUCAUGUAAAGUCUAUAUUUAAAUGUUUUA
This is a messenger RNA of Homalodisca vitripennis (glassy-winged sharpshooter), 2815 nucleotides long. RefSeq names its product QRFP-like peptide receptor. Gene Ontology annotation, cellular component: plasma membrane. Gene Ontology annotation, molecular function: neuropeptide Y receptor activity. The transcript is spliced from 8 exons. The record is from RefSeq and is a predicted model, not a curated record. Gene Ontology annotation, biological process: G protein-coupled receptor signaling pathway. Bases 13 to 1224 code for a protein of 403 amino acids. Lineage: Eukaryota; Metazoa; Arthropoda; Insecta; Hemiptera; Cicadellidae.